Esox lucius (northern pike) is the source of this 1083-nucleotide messenger RNA. RefSeq names its product synaptobrevin-1-like. The coding region runs from base 145 to 486 and encodes 113 amino acids. The transcript has 3 exons. NCBI's taxonomy places the organism in Eukaryota, Metazoa, Chordata, Actinopteri, Esociformes, Esocidae. The record is from RefSeq and is a predicted model, not a curated record. Gene Ontology annotation, biological process: Golgi to plasma membrane protein transport. Gene Ontology annotation, cellular component: plasma membrane.
GAGACUUCAAGAUUUCAAUAUCACAGUGGAGGCGGGGUGUUAUGUCCGCACGGUCAAUCCAGACAAGAAUGCACUUAUACAAGACUUGGCACUGAAUUAGCGAGGUUCUUCAUUCUAGGAAUAUCAGUAAAAUCGUGCAGAAACAUGAACAGUCAGCUGCGCCAAGCCCAGGAGGAGGCAGAGGAGGUAAAGGUCAUCAUGAUGAAAAACGUGGAGAAGACAGAGAAACGCGAACUUAAACUGCAGGACCUUGACGAAAGAGCUGAGGAACUGAAAUUGAAGAGCAAGUCCUUCCAAAAGACCGCAAUGAAGUUGACGGGGAAGAAGAAAAGUGACAAAAUUAAAGCAAAAUGGAAGCUCAUUGUUGUUGUUGCAGGCUCAGCUAUGAUAAUUAUUAUCAUAGCUGUCAUUGUACUGGUGAACAGAUCUACUGACGAAAGAUCACAUGAAAGAGGCAUCAACCCAACAAUUGGACCUGGGAAGUAGAUUAAGACGAAUAGGGCUGAAAUGGAAACAAAUACUGCACACUAUGUUCUAGCUUCAGUGUUUGAUGCUUUACUUGGCCUUGUAAAAAACCAGGAGACUCCUAUUUUUGCAUCAGACAAAAAAGGAGAUUGGGUGGUUUGUUUAUAAUCUUGAUUUGAUUAUCUGUAAACUAUUAUAUCUGAUGAUAUUGAAAUCAGAAAUUGUAAGACAUAUGUGGUGAGGAUUUACGUUGAAGUAAUUUUCCAGAUGUUGUUAUCCAGUGUGAUGGAAUGGAUUUAUUUACUUUUGACAACAUAUAGAAUGUCUUACUGUAAACCCAGUUCUUUAAAAAAAAAAUGUAACCUCACAACUUCAACGAGAAAAUGUAUUUAACAAAGUUAUUGUUCAGACAUGAAUGUGUUUGAAGUUGUAGGCAGUUUUUUUUUUUUUUUUUUACUGGAGUCCAUCUAAACACAACUGUUCUUCUCUGUCAUUCUUGAACAUUCUUAGUCAUCAAAAGUGGACAAAACAAGGCAUUACAUUGCUAAAAUCAGGACUAUAAAUAUGCAACUGUAAUUCUUUUAUUUUUACAUGCAACAAAGGUAUUAUAGAAGACAC